UUUCACUACAUUAACUUAAAUUUUCCUCACCAGAAAUAAUGGCUUCUUCUCGUCCCAGAAUUAAUGCGUCCUUUUCUAUAUUUAUGUUUCUUGUAAUGGCAGUAACAUAUGUUUAUAGCCAAGACACACGUGUUGGGUUCUAUUCAAAAACAUGCCCUCAAGCUGAAUCCAUAGUUAAGUCUACUAUUAAAGCUCAUUUCCAGUCUGAUCCCUCCAUUGCCCCUGGCUUACUAAGGAUGCAUUUCCAUGACUGUUUCGUCCAAGGCUGCGAUGCUUCUAUUCUCAUUGACGGCCCUAACACUGAGAAAACUGCACCACCAAACACCCUGCUGAGAGGAUAUGAAGUUAUUGAUGAUGCCAAAUCUCAGAUUGAGGCUGCAUGCCCAGGUGCCGUCUCAUGUGCUGAUAUACUUGCCCUGGCAGCCCGUGAUUCCGUGGUUAUUACAGGAGGACUAAGUUGGUCAGUACCCACUGGACGCAGAGAUGGCAGGGUCUCACAGGCGUCUGAUGCUGGAAAUUUGCCAAGUUUCACUGAUUCGGUUGAAGUGCAAAAGCAAAAGUUUCUUGAUAAGGGUUUAAACACUCAAGACCUCGUCACUCUUGUUGGAGGACAUACCAUUGGUACUUCAGCAUGCCAAUUUUUUAGAUACAGACUAUAUAAUUUCACUGCAAAUGGUGCUGAUUCUUCCAUCAAUUCUGCCUUCCUUCCUCAACUACAAGCGCUCUGUCCAGAAAAUGGUGAUGGCGCAAGGCGUGUUGGAUUAGACACAUCUUUCUUCUCAAAUUUGAGGGAUGGACGUGGUGUAAUAGAGUCUGAUCAGAAGUUAUGGACUGAUGCUUCCACUAAAACUAUCGUCCAACGCUUCUUGGGUAUCGGAGGGUUGCUUGGGUUGACCUUCAGGGUAGAGUUUGGAAAAUCAAUGGUGAAGAUGAGUAACAUUGGAGUUAAAACGGGAACUGAAGGUGAAAUUCGCAGAGUAUGUUCUGCAGUAAACUAAUGGUGGAAUGAUGAUGAUAUGUAUUUACAUGGUUGCGUAUUAAUCGGGUAAAAGCCAAAGAAAUAUAAUUCCGAGUAAAACUUACAUGUAGCCUCACUUUACUAAUGUUUUAAGCUUGUUCAAUGAUUCAUAAAUAAUCAUCCAAUAUUAUUUAUAAAAAAAAAUAUAUGUUUUUUUUUUA
This is a messenger RNA of Mangifera indica (mango), 1179 nucleotides long. RefSeq names its product peroxidase N1-like. The coding region runs from base 39 to 998 and encodes 319 amino acids. The record is from RefSeq and is a predicted model, not a curated record. The transcript has 3 exons. Gene Ontology annotation, molecular function: peroxidase activity; heme binding. Gene Ontology annotation, biological process: response to oxidative stress; hydrogen peroxide catabolic process. Gene Ontology annotation, cellular component: plasmodesma; plant-type cell wall. NCBI's taxonomy places the organism in Eukaryota, Viridiplantae, Streptophyta, Magnoliopsida, Sapindales, Anacardiaceae.